Cynara cardunculus var. scolymus (artichoke) is the source of this 468-nucleotide messenger RNA. RefSeq lists its product as uncharacterized. The coding region runs from base 1 to 468 and encodes 155 amino acids. The record is from RefSeq and is a predicted model, not a curated record. The transcript has 2 exons. NCBI's taxonomy places the organism in Eukaryota, Viridiplantae, Streptophyta, Magnoliopsida, Asterales, Asteraceae.
AUGAAGUCUGUUGUAGUAAAGUGGAUUCUUGCAUUUCUAGGAUUUGGAAAUCACCAAGUCAACGGAGCUUCUGAAGAUGCAAAGGAUGUUAAUGGCCACAAUGAUUCGAAUUCAGUAGAAGAACCACCUCAUCAUGUUAACAGUAAUCGCCAUCGCAAAGGAAUUAGCGUUUCGGUUCAAGUUCCCGCCGAUAGACCUCACGAAAUCGGUCCAGUUAUAGUGCCGUGCCCCGCCGGCGAUGGUGGUGUUCAGGGCCUAAAUUGGCAUACACGACGGCUGAAAAUAGACGAAGAUGGAGACGUUGCAGACGAGUUCCUCGAAGAGAUUGUUCCAGAAACAUCUCACGGUUUACAUCACCCGACACUCUCCCAAGUUUCAAGUCAAGCUAAGCGCCAAGUCUGUGAAAGCAACAGGCCCACGCUUGUCACAAGAAGGAACGGUUCAGUGGUUCGUGAAUGUUGGCGCUAG